CAGAAAAUGAAAGUAAAAAUCAGAUGUAGCCUAUUGCUCUGUUAAAGGUCCGUCCCUGCUUUGCUCUGUGAGACAUAAGGAAGUAGAUCACCUACCAAACACACAGACGGGCGAAAGAGUUUCUUUAGCAUCUCAUCAACAUGCCCCUUUUAAAUGGAAAUCAAAAUGCCAAAAAAGAAGAAGACUUUGCUGGAAAGAAACUCAAAACACUUCCCAAUGAGCUUCUCCAGAGGGGUGGAGAUGCAGUCAAGGUAGAUCUACAGCGGAACAGACUUAAACAAAUCACUGGUAUCGCUCAACUUAGAAACCUGACGGAGCUCAACCUGUGCAGGAAUGAGUUCACUGAGUUCCCCCUGGACAUUAGAGGGUUACGCCAAUUGGAGAAACUUUAUAUCAAUCAGAACAAUAUCAAAACCAUUCCAGAAAAUGUCUUUCCAUCUUUAGAGAAACUUCGAUUCCUAAAGUUGAGCACCAAUCGACUUGAAAAGCUACCCCAGGACAUGAACAGGUGCCAGCAUCUCAACUACCUUAACCUGUCCAACAACUGCCUGAAGAAUCUGGAUCCUCUUGUGGGUCUUUCACACCUAAAAGAACUUUAUGUUGAGAGGAACCAGUUGGCUGAGCUACCAGACCUACUCUUUCAAAACAGCAACUUAUCUCUGUUCAAAGCUAAUGGCAACCCUCUUAGAAAGCCUCCUCAGGAGGUCUGUGCAGGGGGAUUGAAAGAUAUCCAGAGUUACUUUGCGAUGCUUGAGGCGAAUGCCCCGAAUGUGUACACUGUAAAGACUAUGUUUCUUGGGAGCUCCAUGGCAGGGAAAUCCACUCUGUGUCGCAGUCUGAAGCAGGGUCGCCCUGUACCAGUGGCCGAGGCCGAUCGUACUGUAGGGAUUGAAAUCAGUGAAGUUGAUAGUGAGGGUAUCCGUUUUUUCUUUUGGGACUUCGCUGGACAAGAGGAAUACUACAUCACCCAUCAUGUUUUUAUAACAGCUCAAGCCUUUGUCAUACUUGCCAUCGACCUUUCCAGUUACAACAUGGAUGUCCAGAGUUUCAAAGAGAAUGUGGGCUUCUGGAUCAAAAAUCUUCAGCUUAAGAUUCCAGACUCAGUAGUUCUGCUUGUGGGCACUCAUGUUGACCAGUGCAAGAAUGAGAAUGAGGUAACAGAAAAGAAAAAACACAUCGAAGAGCAGGUGAAGGAAAUGCUUGAUACACACACAACUAAUUUGAACCAGCAGAGGAAGAACUUCCAGGAAAUGGAGAACUCAUCUUCAUACCGUGACCAGAUAAAUCAGAUUGAAAGACUGACUGAGUACAAACUAAAGGUCCUUGACCUUGUACCCAUAGAUUGCACUAAACAGGUGGACAUUGACAAGCUACUUACUCGCAUCAAACAAGAGGUUUUGAGCAAAGAUACAUUCCCCAGCAUAGAACAGACCAUACCUAGAAGCUACUAUGAGGUGGAGAAAGAUAUCCAAGAACUGAAAAACGGUGGCAUUACUGAGCAUGGAAUUGUGAGUCAAAGCACCCUCUUGAAUGAACUGAAGAACAGGCAUGAUACACUGGACGAUAACAGACUUCAGCUAAUUCUUCAGUAUCUUCACCGAAUUGGCGUCAUUAUGUGGUACAAGGAAAUCCCAGAGUUGGCGGAUUUUUUGUUUUUAGAGCCAUCAUUUCUCAUCUCAUUGUUUAAGACUAUUGUGAGACAUGACCUAGUCCAGGAACUGAACAAGAUUUCCAACGCAGAGCUGAAGUCAGAAAAUGCACUUGUAAUACAGAAGAAAAGAUGGAUCAGCGACUAUAAAGACAGAGCGUCCCUAAACAAUGUGGCUAUCAGGAUCCUGGUGCGGAAUGAGCUCCGGAAGAAUUAUGGCAUUACUGAUGAAGAGAUAAUUGAGGAGGUGGUUGGGUCCAAAAAGAAGGAAGGAAGUCUCCUUUCACUACUAAAGCACUUUGAUGUAUGUUUGUCGACCAAACAUAACAGUCCUCUCAAUCCAAAAGCCAAUGAGUUCUGUCCGAAAAAAAACUGGGUGCCCUCAAAUCCGAUUGUGUAUGAGCCAGAUGCCUGUCUGUUCCCAAGUUACCUGCCAGACAAUAAACUGGUAGAACAAAAGUGGCAAUCGGACAAUACAGAGGACCUAAAUAUCCAUGUUUACUUCCUACCUGAGAUACCACAUGGGUUUUUCCACAGGCUUGUCAUCAGGACGUGUUCCUUAUACUCUCCAUACUGGAUCGGAAAAGACCAGUGUAUGCUGUGUUGUGGUGACAGACGGUUUCUGCUAAGAGAACGCCGUGAUGAGGACCAGUUCAUUGAGAUCCGCUGCAAAGAGACUGAGCUUGAAACCUCAGAGGACAUCCAGAAAGCAUGGGGAGUGAUAAGGGAGAUUAUGAUACGGCUGAACAAUCUGACAGAGCAGUGGCAAGGGCUGUACCUGACUGUCCACAGUCCCUGUAAAUCCAGUGACUGUUAUGAAUACUUUCAGUGGAAUGACUGGCAAGAAUGGUUAGAAGAUACAGGGACAAACAAAUUUAAUGUGGGACUAGAGGACAAACAAACUUGCCACAAUGGACACCAACGGAGGACAGAGUUGCUGUUUCCUAGAACUCCUGAUGCUUCAACCUAAGGACAGGACAUAGAAGUCACUUGACUUGAUGGGAAAGGCUGUUAAGCCCACAUCAGACUACGAAUGUGUCAUUCCUUAAAUAUUGUAAAACACAACUUCAACAUAUGUUUACAUAAUUAACUAAACUACCAACUUGCACAGAAAACUAAUGUUGCACAGAAAGUUGAAAUGUUUUCAACACGUUAUUACAUAAAUUGUAAUAGCUCCAAAAGAUUAAACAUAACCUAUACUUACUAUAGUUAACGUAUAUUUCUUGAUUUAGUAUGAAACCAAGGAAUCUAAGGUUAUUUUGGAGAACAUACACAAGAUUUGUGUAGUCUACUCUCAGUAAGAAAUCGUUCAUAUCUUGUCCUGUAGAAACUUAAUGUUGCCGCCAGGUGGCGAUCUUUAUACAUUUACAUUUCACUUUUUUUUUUUUUUUUUGAGGGCCACAUGUGAUGGGUAAAGUAUUGCUUCUGUGGAAUCCUGAACAUGUAACGAAUUAUUCAAUAAAGUUAUCUAGAUUUGGGUUA
Labeo rohita (rohu) is the source of this 3130-nucleotide messenger RNA. RefSeq names its product malignant fibrous histiocytoma-amplified sequence 1 homolog. Bases 141 to 2618 code for a protein of 825 amino acids. Gene Ontology annotation, molecular function: protein binding. The record is from RefSeq and is a predicted model, not a curated record. The transcript is spliced from 10 exons. Lineage: Eukaryota; Metazoa; Chordata; Actinopteri; Cypriniformes; Cyprinidae.